Molecule: messenger RNA, 1149 nt
Organism: Copidosoma floridanum
Lineage: Eukaryota; Metazoa; Arthropoda; Insecta; Hymenoptera; Encyrtidae
Product: solute carrier family 35 member H1
Source: RefSeq, a predicted model, not a curated record
CAAAUUUUCUCUCGAGUAUAAGAUAACUGCUUUCAGUAGGAGCCUCCUAAUUUAUCUCACCCAGGCUUGGAGGUUACAUAUGUCAUCUUCCCUGUUUUUUCCCAUACUUAUCUUAACUGCAUUUACAGAAUUGAUACAUGUGUAUACUUUUAGUGAUAAAGAGAGAGAUCAUGUACGAUAAGAGGCAUAAUGAUAAAAAAGAGUGUGAGAUUUUUUAAUUGGACGUUAAAAUUUUUUUUUGUUCUGCUUGUUAUUUUAUCCCGUGCUUGCGUGGCGGCAAACAUAUGCAUUGCAAUGUAAUACAAGUUUACUUGAUUUUAUAACUCUCUCUUAUCUUUUUAUCGGUAAUCAGUGGCGCAUGUCACCAUGUGUAUUGUAUAAUGUGUUUUAACAUAGGAUGAAGUUGUAAAAGGGUUAAUAAUUGUUAAUGUGACCAAUUAUUGGUGUGUUAUUGCUUUAUAUUUUAUUAAAGUUGCUGUGAACUUGUAGGACAACGUGUAAAAAUACCAUGAUCAAGAGGUAUUAAAGAUUCUGAAACUGUGAUACUUAUUUGUUUGUUAAAACUAACAGACCGUUUUAUCUACAUGUCUACAAUUGUAUGGCAUUUCUCUUCAAUAUUAUAUCCAUUUAAAUGAGGACUGAAGACUUUCUUAGGAUAAAAAUAUGCCUAGAUCUAACGUCAAGUACGAACUCACGAGGCACGAAGAGGAUACCAAUGAUUACUUCCUACAAAAUGUGCAAGAGUACCAGACCAUUUUAAAGAAAAAUGUUUUUUGGCACAAGUUACUCCAAACUGGAGGCCUCAUAUGCUUGUACUUUGUGUUAUCCAUUGGAUUGACAUUUUAUCAAAAAUGGUUGUAUGGAACAUAUAAGUUAAACUAUCCCUUACUUGUGGUAUGCAGUCAUUUAGUAUUAAAAUAUUUUUUAUCAAGCUUUAUAAGGUACAUAAGAAAAUGCUACAAAACACAACAGAUCUGCCAGUUAAAUUGGCAAUCCAUGGUGUGGAUAUUGGGUCCACCAGGCAUUGCCAGUGGUUUAGAUAUUGGAUUAUCUAACUGGGCUAUGUCUCUCAUUACCAUGUCUCUUCUUACAUCUUUAUUCAACUACUUAAAUAGUAAAAAUAUACUGCAAGUUGCCAAGUUGGCCUAA